AUGAAGCACGGAUUAACGCGCAUUCAGCGUCUGUAUCUGGUGAUCAGCGUGUCGCUGCUAUUUUUUCUUGCUGAAAUAUCUGUCGGAUUUUAUACCAAAUCCCUCGCGCUUGUUGCCGAUGCUUUUCAUUACCUCAAUGAUCUGGUUGGCUUUGUUGUGGCUUUGGUCGCUCUUCAAAUAUCAAGCAGAAAAGACACCCCCAAAGAACUGUCUUUUGGCUGGUCACGGGCCCAACUUCUUGGUGCCUUUUUCAACGGUGUUUUCCUUCUAGCUCUUGGCGUGAGCAUAUUCCUUCAGUCGAUUGAGCGGUUCAUUUCGCUACAACGUGUCGAAAACCCAAAACUCAUCUUGAUCGUCGGAUGUGUUGGCCUAGCACUUAAUAUUCUAAGUGCCAGCUUCCUCCACGAGCACGAUCACGGCCCUUCCAUCCCCUCUGAAACCAAUGAACUACAAGAAAUCACUGGAAACGCCGCAUCCGAGGCAUAUUCUGCUCACCAGAACCAUCGUCACGGCAACCAACAGUCCAAGGAAAACGGUCACGAUCUCGGCAUGCUCGGCGUCCUGAUCCACGUUAUCGGCGAUGCAAUCAACAAUGUGGGCGUGAUUAUUUCUGCGUUGGUGAUUUGGAAGGCGAACUAUGCGGGCCGGUUCUACGCGGAUCCGGCGGUUAGUAUGGCGAUUUCGAUUAUGAUUCUGAUUACGUCGUCGCCUCUGGUGAAAAAGUCCGGCACAAUUCUUCUCGAGAGCGUCCCCUUAGGCGUCGAUCCGAGUGACGUUCAACACGAUCUUGAAUUGAUCCCCGGCAUACGGUCCGUCCACGAACUGCACGUCUGGCGCCUGAAUCAGCAAAAGUCGCUUGCAUCGGUGCACAUCGUGCUGUCCGACUGUCUCGUGUCUGAUUUUAUCCGCAUGGCGAAUACGGUGAAUGAGUGUCUGCAUAGUUACGGGAUUCAUUCUGCGACUGUGCAGCCGGAGGUAGUAGGGUCUGCUGCGAGUAAGAUUGCAGCGCCGGCGUAUCCUGAUGCGUCGGCCUGUCAGAUUAACUGUGGUGUUACUUGCGAGGAGUUGACAUGCUGCGGUUGA
This is a messenger RNA of Talaromyces proteolyticus, 1083 nucleotides long. RefSeq names its product putative cation diffusion facilitator family metal ion transporter. The transcript has 9 exons. Gene Ontology annotation, biological process: intracellular zinc ion homeostasis; zinc ion transmembrane transport. The record is from RefSeq and is a predicted model, not a curated record. Bases 1 to 1083 code for a protein of 360 amino acids. Gene Ontology annotation, molecular function: zinc ion transmembrane transporter activity. Gene Ontology annotation, cellular component: membrane. Lineage: Eukaryota; Fungi; Ascomycota; Eurotiomycetes; Eurotiales; Trichocomaceae.